AUGACGGAUAGUAUUACCGAUAUCCAUGUUGCUGAUGAUGAUGAGCAUCAUCAUCAUGAGGAGGAAGUGAAUAAGGAUCCUUAUUAUCUAGAGGAGGCUGAGUACAUUAAAACGGAACAUAGAUGGCGUAAUAGACAACGCGUAUUGGUAUUUGGUAGUAGAGGCAUAACAUCACGAUAUCGUCAUUUAUUGGAAGAUAUUAAAAGGAUAUGUGUCCAUAGUAAAUCAGAACCUAAAGUAGAAAAGAAACAAAGGUUACAGGAUUUAAAGGAGAUAUGUCAACUUAAGAGUUGCAAUAAUUGCAUAUAUAUGGAAUGUCGUAAAUCACAAUAUUGUUAUAUGUGGUUGGGGUGUAUGCCUAAUGGUCCUACUGCUAAAUUCCAAAUACAUAAUGUCCAUACCCUUGGUGAAAUGAAGCUUACUGGUAACUGUCUACAUGGUUCAAGACCUCUACUACACUUUGAUGCUGCUUUUGAUAAUAAUACUACUACUCCACAAUUAAUGUUAUAUAAACAGAUGUUCAUAAGGAUGUUUGGGAUACCGAGGAAUCAUCCUAAAUCUAAGCCUUUCUAUGAUCAUGUUAUGGCAUUCUAUUGGUUGGAUAAUAAGAUAUGGAUUAGACACUAUCAGAUCAGCCCUGAGGCCGCCGCCGCUACUGAGUGUAUGAAUAACCCUAAUAAACAGACUCUCACUGAGAUCGGCCCUAGAAUGGUAUUAGAACCAAUGAUAGUAUUAUCAGGUAGCUUUAGUGGUGAUGUUAUAUAUCGUAAUAUACGAUAUGAAUCCCCUACUGAGAUGAGAAGGCAGUUGAAGCGGGCUAGAGCCGUGGAACAUGAAGCAAAGGUUGUUGAACAUGAGAAGUCUAAGAUGCGUAAGGUUGCUGCUAAUCUAGAGGAGGACCAUCUUGAUGAGAUAUUUGUUACUACUACUAGCCAUCAUCAUAAUGAAGAAAAGUAUUCCUCCUCCUCUUCCUUAUCCGAUGAUAGUAAAGAGUAG
Messenger RNA from Perkinsus marinus ATCC 50983, 996 nucleotides. Its product is annotated as Brix domain-containing protein 2. Gene Ontology annotation, cellular component: nucleolus. Gene Ontology annotation, molecular function: rRNA binding. The transcript is spliced from 8 exons. The record is from RefSeq and is a predicted model, not a curated record. Gene Ontology annotation, biological process: ribosomal large subunit assembly; rRNA processing. Lineage: Eukaryota; Perkinsozoa; Perkinsida; Perkinsidae. The coding region runs from base 1 to 996 and encodes 331 amino acids.